AUGUGGUUUGUCCACGGAUCUCCCUCACUAGAGGGAUCACAGCCCGGGGAUGGACUCCCUGUUUCUGCUGAGCCAGGACUGACUCAUGACAUCCUUGUAUCCCGCACGUCGGUCCGGCCAAAAGCCUGCAAUCAAGUGACUGGGAGGUGCAAGGGAGGCGGUUUGGAGUCGCCUCCAACAAAUAAGCUCCACAUAUCCACUCCAAAAGAACGGAAGUUCUCCCAAAAACUCAUGGGACUAGAGGAUUGCAACCUGCCCAUGGGUUUCAAAUUUUAUGCAAAAUACAGUAAUAGAAAAGAGUCUCCUGAUUCCGGAGGAAAGCCUGGUACGGUAGCACCAGGUAGGAUGGGAUUGCAGGAGUCAUGUAGGCUACCAAAACGGAAAAGGACUAGGAUGGCGAUCUGUACUUAUAAGGCACGUACGCUUGUAUCGGAAGCGGCCAUCGAAGAUCUGAUGAUGCAAGCUAAGAAGAUCAAGUACGACGUCAUCGGACUGACCGAGACGAGACGACGUCACCCUCUCAACGCCGUGUAUGAAACUGGAGAAGAACUGUUCUUAGGAACAUGCGACAGUAGAGGUGUUGGUGGAGUUGGCGUCCUCGUCAACACGACUUUGACUAUCUUCGUCGCUUACGCUCCAACAUCAAGCUACGAAGAAGAAGAAGUCGAAGCUUUCUACAUGGACCUGGAGAAGUUCUACCGAGAAGACCAUGCCUUCUACAAGGUCAUAAUUGGCGAUUUCAACGCCAAGAAGCUCUCCUCUCUACGCUGGACGUGGGAGUCACCCGGUGGAGGGUACCGUAAUGAAAUAGACCACAUCAUCGUCAAUAAAAGGUUCUGCCUGACGGACGUCGGUGUUGUACCAAAGUUCUAUACGGGAUCGGACCAUCGCCUCCUUCGAGGAAGAUUUUCCUUCACAAGGAGAGCAGAGAAAGCCGCCAAGUUCAGAGAGAGAAAUCCCAGGACUACCAUCAACUGGGAUCUCUUCGCUACGCUAGCCGGCUUUUGUGAAGAUUCCGCAAUGGACAACAUCGACGAGGAAUAUGACCGGCUUGUUGAACACCUUCACGACUGCGCGAAGAAGGCUGAGAGUUUUAAACCCACCAAGAGGCGCCUGUCUCUUGAAACUCUUGAGCUGAUACGCCAGCGUGGAGCCGCACGAGCCGCAGGGAACCAAGAACUCACGUCCGAGCUCGCAAGGCUUUGCAGAGAGGCAAUAAAGGAAGACCUUAAAGAGAGAAGAGCAGAAGUGUUGGUUGAAGCUGCAGAGGCGGGGAAAAGCAUCCGCUAUGCCCGUCGAGACUUCGCCAGUCGCAAGACGAGGAUGACUGCUCUCCGGAACCCAAAGGGAACAGCCAUUGCAUUGCGAAGGGGGAUGGAGAAAAUCAUCUACGACUUCUACUCUGAUCUCUUCGACAGCCAUGUCCACUUGCCUCCUCACCAUCUGAGGGAAUAUGGACAAGUCAUUCCAGAGGUUCUCCUGUCCGAAAUACGACAUGCUAUCAUGUCGGUAAGAAAUCGUACGGCACCCGGUCCCGACAGAAUAAGACCAGAACACCUGAAGAGCCUUCAGCCAGUACUCAUCAACACCCUGGCGAGGCGCUUUACACGUUAUCUGUCGGAAUGCAAGGUUCCUAAACAGUAG
Molecule: messenger RNA, 1644 nt
Organism: Necator americanus (New World hookworm)
Lineage: Eukaryota; Metazoa; Nematoda; Chromadorea; Rhabditida; Ancylostomatidae
Exons: 4
Coding region: 1-1644 (547 amino acids)
Molecular function (GO): catalytic activity
Source: RefSeq, a predicted model, not a curated record